CAAUCAACUUCACUCGUUUCUCUUCCUCGACCCGUCCUUCCUUUAGUCCCCAUUUUCUCUAGCUUGUAUCCACUCGACUCAACUUACCCCGCUAGCUCGUGACUCACGUGCAGAGCGAUCGAGCGAGCGACCUUCGAUAGUUGAGUCGAGUGUGUUAGUUAAAGAAAAUUUGAGCCAGGAAGUGACAGAGUGAGGGAUUUGCGUGAAUUACAACGCUGGACGACGUAGAGUUUGCGUUUGCAGCCCCGGCCAAGGAACCAUCGAGAUCUAUGGGACAGGACGCGUACAUAACCUAGUAAUCAAUCGUCUUUUCUAUUUGGGCUUUCAUCGGUACUCUGACGGAGGAUCAUAGGACGAGUCCGAGCAGUAUUGUAAGGAUCUACAACCUAGAGAUAAUAUAAGAUUUCAAGGAAUGCCAGUGCAAGACUGCAGACUGCUGCAGUCAUCUGCAGGAAUUCAGUCCCAAUCGACAGGUAGCUGAGUAGGAGGAUAGAUGGAGUAGAAACAACACGAGCAGACUGGACGGGAGACAGAAGGAACCGAAUAGAUAGCUCGAGGGGCGCUGCGGUGUGUUUGCAAUGGCUACUUCCUCAGGGGCCAAGUCGGUCAGGGGCGGCGGAGGCCAACCGAGCCCCAGGAUGGGGCAGAAGCCCGGACCCUUGCCUGUACCGGGAGGAAAUACGAGGCGGACGAUGAGUGGAAGGUACGUGUCCAUCUCUCGAGACGAGCAGGAUCAGUCGAUGGACCAAUCCAUGGGUGGAGACAUGAGCGCCGAUUUUCCUUACACGGUGCACAUUCCUCCGACUCCCGACAACCAGCCGAUGUCCGGGCCCAACUCUCCACAACGAGCACCGGGAGGUCACCCUCCUCCGCCGGGGAAAGGAGCUCAACAAUUCGUGUCGAGCACCAUGUUCACUGGCGGGUACAAGGCUCAGACUCGAGGUCAUGUGAUGGAAAAAGUGACCAGCGAUCACCAGGCGAAAGGAAACACUUGCGGAGUCGAUGGAUGCGACGGCAAGACCAUGAGGAACGAUCGAGGGGAGGACAUCUACCCUUGCAAUUGUAAUUUCAAAAUCUGCCGAGAUUGCUACUACGACGCUCUGAAUAGCGGGGGUCGAUGCCCGGGCUGCAAGGAUGAGUAUAUCAGCCACGACUCUUACGAUAAUGGCGGCCAGGCAGAGGAUGUGAUGACCAGCAUCCCAGAACGAAGGGCCCUUCCCGGUCCCGGCUACGCGCACGCGGAUUCCGGGAAGAUGGAGAGGCGACUGUCUCUCCUCAAUAAGCCUCCUCUUCUCAUGAGCCAGCAGCAUCAGAAUGGCACUGGCAGCGAGAACUUCGAUCACGCGCGCUGGCUCUAUGAAACGAAAGGUACCUACGGCUACGGGAAUGCCGUGUGGCCCAAAGAUGAUUCGUACAUGGGGGGAGACAGCAGUGGCGGCGGGGGCAUGAAUGGGCCGCCUCUGCCGGCAUUCAACGAGAAAAAUCGUCGCCCGCUGACUCGCAAGCUCGCGAUCCCAGCCGGAGUCAUCAGCCCGUACCGAUUUCUCGCGCUUCUGAGGCUCGUGGUGCUGGGCUUCUUCCUGGCCUGGCGGAUUCAGAAUCCCAACAAGGAUGCGCUUUGGCUGUGGGGGAUGUCAGUGGUGUGCGAGAUAUGGUUCGCCUUCUCGUGGAUUCUCGAUCAGCUGCCCAAGCUGAACCCUGUCAAUCGGUCCACGGAUCUAAGCGUCCUCAAGGAGCGCUUCGAGCGAGUCUCCCCGGAGAAUCCCCGAGGGCGAUCGGAUCUGCCGGGAAUGGACGUGUUCGUGUCCAGCGCAGAUCCAGAGAAGGAGCCCCCUCUGGUCACGGGCAACACCAUCUUCUCCAUCCUGGCGGCCGAGUACCCCGUCGAGAAACUGGCCAUCUACCUCUCGGACGAUGGAGGGGCGCUGCUGUCAUUCGAGGCGCUGGCCGAGACCGCGAGCUUCGCGCGAGUCUGGGUCCCGUUCUGCAGGAAGCACAACAUCGAGCCCCGCAACCCGGACUCGUAUUUCCUGAGCCGCGGAGAUCCCACCAAGGGCAAGGUGAGGAUGGAUUUCGUCAAGGAUCGCAGGAGGGUGAAGCGCGAGUACGACGAGUACAAGGUGCGCAUCAAUGGGCUGCCCGAGGCCAUCAGGAGGCGAUCCGAUGCGUACAAUGUCCACAAGAGGACGUCCAUGGACUCGAGCGCCGACGGCGGCUCGCAGACCGCCGGCGUCAAGGCGACCUGGAUGGCCGACGGCACGCACUGGCCCGGGACGUGGUUGGUCUCGACCAAGGAGCACGGCCGCAGUGACCACGCCGGUAUCAUCCAGGUGAUGCUCGCCCCGCCCGGUAACGAGCCGGUGAUGGGCAGCAACGACGAGGAGAAUCUGAUCGACACGAGCGAUGUGGACAUCCGGCUGCCGAUGCUGGUCUACGUGUCCCGUGAGAAGAGGCCCGGCUACGACCACAACAAGAAGGCCGGGGCCAUGAACGCUCUGGUGCGCACCAGCGCCAUCAUGUCCAACGGGCCCUUCAUCCUCAAUCUCGAUUGCGAUCAUUACAUCUACUACUCGCUGGCCAUGCGCGAGGCCAUGUGCUUCAUGAUGGACCGUGGCGGCGAUAAAAUUUGCUACGUCCAGUUCCCGCAGCGGUUCGAGGGCGUCGAUCCCAGCGAUCGGUACGCCAAUCGGAACACCGUGUUUUUCGACGUGAACAUGCGAGCUCUGGAUGGGCUGCAGGGCCCCGUUUAUGUCGGAACCGGGUGCUGCUUCCGAAGGACGGCCCUCUACGGGUUCGACCCCCCGCGCAGCCCCAAGGAGCACACGUUGUGGAGCCUGUGCUGCGGAGGGGACAAGAAGUCGCGGCACAACAAGAAGAAGAACGCGAAGCCGAACCGCGAGGUGGAGGUGGCGAACAUCAACGCCGGCCUCGGCAACAGCGACGAGAUGAGCGACGGGCUGGACCGCGGGCUGCUGCCGAAGCAGUUCGGGCAGUCGAUGGCCUUCGUGGCGUCCAUCCCCGUGGCGCAGUUCGCCGGGAAGCCUCUGGCGGACCAGGGCGUGGCGAACGGGCGGCCCGCGGGCGCGCUGACGGGGCCGCGCGAGCCGCUGGACGCGGCCACGGUGGCCGAGGCCAUCAACGUCAUCUCGUGCUUCUACGAGGACAAGACCGAGUGGGGCGACCGAGUGGGCUGGAUUUACGGGUCCGUCACGGAGGACGUGGUCACGGGGUUCCGCAUGCACAACCGUGGUUGGCGGUCCAUCUACUGCGUCACCAAGCGCGACGCCUUCCGAGGAACUGCGCCCAUCAAUCUGACGGAUCGACUGCACCAGGUGCUCCGUUGGGCUACGGGGUCCGUCGAGAUUUUCUUCUCGAAGAACAACGCCAUCUUCGCCAACACGCACAUGAAGGUCCUGCAGCGCGUGGCGUACCUGAACGUCGGCGUGUACCCCUUCACGUCGCUCUUCCUCAUCGCCUACUGCUUUCUCCCGGCGCUCUCGCUCUUCUCGGGCCAGUUCAUCGUGGCGAGCUUGAACGUGACAUUCCUGACGUACCUGCUCACCAUCUCCGUCUGCCUUUGCCUGCUGGCCAUCCUCGAGGUGAAGUGGUCCGGGAUCACGCUGGAGGAGUGGUGGAGGAACGAGCAGUUUUGGGUCAUCGGAGGCACCAGCGCUCAUCUGGCAGCCGUCAUCCAGGGUCUCCUCAAAGUCAUCGCCGGGGUGGAAAUUUCCUUCACGCUGACGACGAAAUCCGGAGGAGAAGACAUCGACGACGAGUUCGCGGACCUGUACGUGGUGAAAUGGACGGCGCUCAUGAUCCCGCCCAUCACCAUCAUGCUCGUCAAUCUGAUCGCCAUCGCCGUCGCCGUGUCGAGGACGCUCUACAGCUCCAUCCCGCAGUGGAGUAAGCUGGUCGGAGGAGUCUUCUUCAGCGUCUGGGUGCUCACCCACCUGUACCCAUUCGCCAAGGGUCUCAUGGGCCGCAGAGGUCGCACUCCCACCAUCGUCUACGUCUGGUCCGGCCUGCUGGCCAUCGUCAUCUCGCUCUUGUGGGUGACCAUCAGCCCUCCGGCCGACGCUCAAGGAUUGAGCUCAACUGGUGGAACCUUCGCGUUUCCUUAAACCCACAGCUCGAUUCCAGCACAAGCGACCGGGACUCCAAUUUUCCCACCGCAGCCUGAAGAGAGCCGGGACGAAGACUUGUGCCCUGCCGGACUCGGUUCCCCAGGGCACCUGAGCAUGGAGGUGAGGUGGUGAGGCCGAGGUUAACGAUCUUUCUGAAUGUCGACUCCGCCCUUCGGCGGAGGUCACGUUAUUACGCGCUCUGAAUGCAGGCAUGUCAUUUCAACAGGGCGCUGAACCGCCAUGAGGAGCUGAAGACCGAUUCUGCAGCUUCUCACGUACUGACACUAGACGAUAGAUUAAAAAAAUAAGGGACCGAGAGUGUGAGAAUUUGGUCGUGCAUCGGUGCACAUGAACAUGUACAACAAGUUUGUCCGUCCAUUCAUUCAUUCAUUCAUUCAUCAUCAAUUCUGAACGAACAGUGCCUGAACCGUAGAAGAGUGUCAUUUCUGAAAGUAGACAAGAAGAGUGGUAGGCCCCGAAAGUAGUAGUUUUGGGUUUUUAUCAAUUUUGCAUUGUGUUCACAAGACACACUCACUCACUCUGAUGGCCGGCCAGUAGAAAUGGCUCCAUCGUACUAUCUUUUCGGCUGAGUCUCACUCCACUAGUUGCAAAGCCUGUUCGAGCACGACACAAAGAGAUGUUGCUUAGCCAGCUCUUCAUCUCUGCUCACUUAACUCACCUUCUCUUUGUCACAUUGCCUUCAGUCCCCCUUAAACUCCAUACAUAGGAUUCCCGAUAACUUGAAAAGCAUUCAAUCAAUCAAUCAUUCAUUCAUUCAUACGUACACUCAUUAGGUUCGUCACUGGGAACCUGGGGCCCCAAAUCUGCAUGUGGGCACCCCCGUAGAGCUUAAACAAAAUUAGUGAGAUUAGCACAGAAUAUAGUGUACAAUAAAUGACCAGGUAUUCAAGGAGUCCACGUCGCUGAUUUGGUAGUCAGCCAUUGCAGCACUCCGGAUCCGUCAAGAGCGGCUCCUUCUGUAACUUUUAUUCUUAUCAAUCGACUGAUGUCAAGGUC
Messenger RNA from Marchantia polymorpha subsp. ruderalis, 5141 nucleotides. NCBI's taxonomy places the organism in Eukaryota, Viridiplantae, Streptophyta, Marchantiopsida, Marchantiales, Marchantiaceae. The record is from the annotation of a GenBank genome assembly.